GCGAAGACGAAGAUGGAGAAGCCGGUCGGCAUCAAGCGGUGGAGGCGGGCGGUCAGUGCCGUGCUCGCCGCCGUCGUGGUGACCGCGCCGCCCCUCGUCAUACUCCUCGGCGGGCGCGGCUUCAGAGCGCCGGGGGUUUGGAUCCAGACCGCCAUGGCCGGCUUACGCAAAGCAGGUUCUUCGAAUGAUCCCUCCCUGCACCACAGGACAGCGCGCCACGGCGACAGGCUUCUCGGCGGCCUACUAGUCGACGGUUUCGACGAGGAGUCCUGCCACAGCAGGUACCAGUCCGCCGCGUACCGCCGGAACCCCGGCCGGCGACCCUCCCCGUACCUCGUCUCCAAGCUGCGGCGGCACGAGGCCCUGCAACGGCGGUGCGGCCCGGGGACCGCGGCCUACGGCAACGCCCUAGAGCAGCUCAAGUCCGGCAGGGGCGUCGCGUCGCCGGAGUGCAGGUACAUAGUCUCCCUCCCGUACCAGGGCCUCGGGAACCGGAUCCUCGCCGCGGCGUCGGCGUUCCUGUACGCGCUGCUCACCGGCCGCGUCCUCCUCAUCGACCCCAGCGACGGCAUGGACGGGCUGUUCUGCGAGCCGUUCCUCGGGGCCACGUGGCUGCUGCCACCAGGCUUCCCGGUGGCGGGCUACGCCAGCUUCACCAACGGCACCGCCGAGACCUACGGGAACAUGGUGAGGAACAAGGUGAUCGGGGCCGAUGCCGCUGAAACGCCCGCGUUCGCGUACGUCUACCUCCACAGCGACGCCAGCGCCCACGACAAGAGCUUCUUCUGGGACGAAGACCACCAGAGGCUGCUCCGGCGCAUCCAGUGGCUGGUGAUGAGGACGGACAACUACAUCGUGCCGGGGCUGUUCCUCGCGGAAGCGUUCCGGGGGGAGCUCGAUGCGAUGUUCCCGGAGCCGGACGCCGUGUUCCACCACCUCGGCCGGUACCUGUUCCACCCCAACAACCACGUCUGGGGCCUCGUCACGCGCUACCACGACGCCUACCUCGCCGGCGCCGCGCAGCGCGUCGGCAUCCAGGUGCGCGUCUUCGGCGCCCAGCCGGACUCGCCGGAGCUCCUGGAGCAGAUCACCUCGUGCACGCAGAAGCACAAGCUGCUCCCCGAGGUGCUCGCCACGGGAGAGCCGAUGCCGAUGCCGCCGCCGCCACUUGCCAAGUCGACGAAGGCCGUCCUCGUCACGUCCCUCAAGCCCUGGUACCACGAGCAGCUCAAGAGCAUGUACUGGGAGCACGCGGCGGCCACCGGGGAGGUGGUGAGCGUGCACCAGCCGAGCCACGAGGGGUACCAGCGCUUCGGCAUCGAGUCGCACGACCGCAAGGCGUGGGCGGAGAUCUACCUGCUGAGCCUGGCCGACGCGCUGGUGACCACCAGCCAGUCCACAUUCGGGUACGUCGCGCAGGGGCUCGCCGGCGUGAGGCCGUGGGUGAUGUACAAGCCGGCCGGCGACGGCGCGACGACGGUGCCGCCGGACCCGCCGUGCGGCCGGGCCGCGUCGAUGGAGCCGUGCUUCUUCGCGGCGCCCAACUACAAUCUCUGGAAGGAGCAAUGGCUGGACGCCAGCGCGGUCGUGCCACACGUCCAGCGCUGCGCCGACUUCGCCUGGGGUGGCCUGAUGCUGGUUGGUCGGAAUGAAUAGUUUUGAACUGCUACUGGCCGUUUCAAAUCAAAUUAUACAUCUAUCAAGAAAAAUCAAAAUGACCAAUAAUUUAGAACAGAUAGAGUAUUUGUCGAGGAUGUACUAGGUGACGAUUACGAAGAUGACUGUAUGGCUCCAUGUUUAUGUACUUUGAAGAAGCCAAUGCUUGCAUUGGUUUCUUAGGAUGAAGAUUCGUAGCGGAUGGAUGGAUGGAUCAUUAUCUGUAAAUUUAAUUGGUUGCGAGUUACAUUCUCAUCAGUUGCAUUUCAAACUGCCAUAGUUGAAAUGCUGAAUACACUUGCAUCGCUAGAUCUUCCAAUGUUGGGAAAUUUGCACAUAUUGUUGUGCUGGACAAUAGCUA
Molecule: messenger RNA, 2017 nt
Organism: Panicum hallii
Lineage: Eukaryota; Viridiplantae; Streptophyta; Magnoliopsida; Poales; Poaceae
Product: galactoside 2-alpha-L-fucosyltransferase-like
Exons: 2
Coding region: 13-1656 (547 amino acids)
Biological process (GO): cell wall biogenesis; xyloglucan biosynthetic process
Cellular component (GO): membrane; Golgi apparatus
Molecular function (GO): galactoside 2-alpha-L-fucosyltransferase activity
Source: RefSeq, a predicted model, not a curated record